Molecule: messenger RNA, 1545 nt
Organism: Aspergillus pseudoviridinutans
Lineage: Eukaryota; Fungi; Ascomycota; Eurotiomycetes; Eurotiales; Aspergillaceae
Exons: 3
Coding region: 1-1545 (514 amino acids)
Source: RefSeq, a predicted model, not a curated record
AUGCCCAAGAAAGGUGGAAAGGGAAAGAAGGGCAAGGGUAAGGGCGGUGGCGGCACCGCGAAGGCGGCUCCCACCGUCCAAGAGCCUGUAACCCCCGGCCACCAAGUUGAAGAUGUCGUCAAGGGCGAAGGCGAAGGCGAAACCACCGAAAGCCUCGGCCCCGGCACUGCUACCAAUGUCCCCUCCGCUGCCCCGCCUCAGGCCGCCGAGACAGUCGCCGCGAGUGAAAAUGGGGAUUCAUCGAACGAGGUAGUAGACGAGCUUAGGAACCCCGGCACCGCCAAGAGGUUCUCAUUGUCGGAGCACCCGGGUGACGCAAAGGGGCGCAUGCCGUCUUCUUUGCCCGAUAGGGGAGAAGCAGCCGAAGCAACCGAGAACACCCUGCAGGGUGCUGUGGGCAAAACCGAGGCUUCGAAGGCGGGUCUGGUUGGAUCAUUGGACGCAGGUGAUGGCGAGGGACAAGCCGUAUUGCCUGAUACGGUCGCCAAAGAAUCCCGGUUGACGGCUCCUACGACGGCCCCCGAGACCACCAUUCCCGAAGCGACUGCUACCGAGGCCGCCGCUCCCGUCAUCACAGACGCCAACGCUCCAGUGUCUGAAGCGCCGGCGGAAACAGCACUGCCAGAGAGACUCAAGGAGAAGGAGACUGCUGCGGCCGAACCGACAGCCACGUCUCCGUCCGACAGUGCGGACUUGACUGGCCAUCCAAAGCGCCCAUACGAGAGCAGCCUCUUCCACAAGGACGAGGACCACAAGCCUCCCAAGAUGGCCAAGGUCGAGGACUCCGAAGCCGCCCCUGCCGCCGCAGAAACCAAGGCUGCGGACUUGCAAACCGAGGUGCCAAGCAAGUCGACGGUGCAACCCCUGGUUGUCCCAGGGCUUGGUGCCGAACCCACAGACAAGCCCGUCUCCGAUGCUGAAAUUCCUCAGAAGGCCGAGCCCGCAGAAGCUGUUGCCCCGACCACCGCUCCUUCGGCUGCCCAGGCUGCUGCUUCCACCACGUCCCCUGUCGUUCCCUCCGCAGUUGCUGCCGCAGGCGCAGGAAGCGAAGCCGACGCAGAGGCCAGGCAGAAGCAGGAGGCUAAAGAGACUCUUCAAGCUUUCACCGAGGGAAGGGUCCCCGCAGCCAAGGAGCCCCAGCAAGAGUCUGAGGAGAAGGCUCAGGAGACUGCGCCCGUCAAGACGACUCCGGAGACUCCUACUAAAGCCAAACCCACCGCCGCUACCGCUGCUGCGGCCGCCGCCAUGAGAGGAAAGUCGACUGCUUCGCCGGCACCUGCCACCGAAGGCGCCGACAAGACAGAAGCUGAGCCCACGGAGAGUCAGCCCGAGACUCAAGGUCAGGUCCCCGCCGAGCCUGCACGGGGAGAAGAGGCGGCUGCAGAGGAGACUCAGCAGCCCGAGACCACCGGCGCUAAGCAGUCGCACGAGGAGGCACAAACGGCCGUCGACAAAGCUCAAGAGGCUAAAACCGAAGCCGCCAAGGCGGACAAGCGCAAGAGUGGGUUCUGGUCGUGGAUUAAGCGCAAGGUCAAGGGGACUUGA